Messenger RNA from Hyla sarda, 6299 nucleotides. RefSeq names its product leucine zipper tumor suppressor 1 (gene LZTS1). Lineage: Eukaryota; Metazoa; Chordata; Amphibia; Anura; Hylidae. The record is from RefSeq and is a predicted model, not a curated record. Bases 235 to 1731 code for a protein of 498 amino acids. The transcript has 5 exons.
UAAUCGAUUGCCGUAAGCUACAGGUCUGGCCCUGGUGUGGAGGACUAUAAAUGGGAGCAGGAGGCGUCAGACUUCCUGUUGCCACGGAAACAGAGCGCUGCCGCUUGGAACACGGUGUACAAUGUUCUUUAUAUCAAAUGAUGGGUGACCCUGGGAAAUGACCCUCACCUCCUCAAUUUCCUCUCCAGCUUCUUGCAAAAGUGGCCCCCUUAUCUGUCCUGUACUGGAGGCACAAUGGGCAGCGUGGGUAGCCUCCUCUCUGGGCAUGGAUUUAAAAGCAAGCAAGGAAGAGGUUCUCAGCAUCGUGGACGAAAACCACCCCACCUCAAGAAACUUAGUCGUUGCUCGGAUGGGAUCCUCCGAUUUGGUUUUUCCCAGGAAUCAGGACAUGCCAAGGGAGGGGGGUCAAAGAUGGGUCGGAGUGAAGACUUCUUCUACAUUAAAGUAAGCCAGAAAUCACAUGUGGGUCCAAGGGAGAAUUAUCAUGAAAGAGUGAGCAACAAUGAGCCCGAAAGUCAACCCGUCCCGGAGUAUCCUGUACCGACAAGCAAACCGUGUAACCAGCCCAGUAUGAUGCAGUUUCCCCAUCGGCUAGAACUAGAAAUGAAUGCCCUGCGCCCAUCACCUCUUAAGCCUGGAAUGCGAAGAAACUCAGCAGUCACAUGUUACCCAGCUGCAGAGAGUGGGCCUCAACUUUCUCUGUACUAUCGACCAGAUCGUUUGCGAGAGGCAGAAAGUCGGGCUGGGCACUGUAUAGGAGGCAUGUCAGAAUCCGGUAGAAACUCCAUGUCUAGCCUUCCAACACAUCCCAGCAAGCUGGGAACAGCAUGCCAACUCGAUGCAUUGCUAAUGCCAACAGGUCGUUUUGGAGGCAGCGCCCAUAAUAUCACCCAGAGUUCCCGAAGCAACAUGUUGAGCCUCAGAGCAAUGUCUUUGUCAGAUGGUGGAAAUGCUAAUAAAAUUAUCAGCGUACCCCCUAAGUCAGGUUUAAGGUCUCCUCCAUCUUGUGAUGACUUGGUAAGAUCAGAACCCGGUGAAAACACAGACGAAGGUCACAGAGGUCCUUCCAGGUCCCGGCAAAGUUCACAAAGGGGCCAGAGAGGCCAGCACAAGUUACAGAUUCAAGUGGCUCAGGAGCGAGAGUCUAUGGAAAGCAAGGUUCGAGCUUAUGAAAAGGAGAGGAAGCUUUCCAUGAGUCCAUCGAUGGAUGAAACACAGUGGGAGGUAUGCCAGAAAUCUUCAGAAAUUGCAUCUCUCCGCCAACAGCUACGGGAAAUUCAAGAAGAGUCUUCCCUUCGAGCCAGUGAAAUUCUCAGCUUGAAAGCCCAACUGCGGGAGACUAAAGGCCGAGCAGAGGCCCAGGAGCAGCGGGCAAGGGAAGCUGAGGAAAGACUACGUGUAGCAGAAGUAGAAAGGGAGGAGAGGGAAGAGACGGCAUCAUCAGAGGCCGAGCUGGAGACACUCCGCACAGAGCUUGAGGCCGAGCGUCAAAACAACGAGCAGAUGACAGAUGUCUUCCAGAGGGAGAGGAAGACAUGGCGAGAUGAGAAGGAGAAGGUCAUCCGUUACCAGCGCCAGCUGCAGCAAAAUUACCUUCAUAUGUGUCAACGAUGUCAGGCCCUAGAGCAAAGGCUGCGGGCUUUAAGUGGAGAGGACCUGGAUGAUGGGCCCAUUAUGACCCUUCCAGAUAUGGAGCUCUCCUUCCAGGACAUAUUAGCCACAGAGAUAUGACUGAAGCAAUGGUGUGAGAGAACAGAGUGAGUGUAAGGGUGCGUUCACACUGAGAAAUUGGAGAGGAAUCCUCGCGUAAAAAUUCUUCCGCGGAAUUUACGUUUUUUUAAACUCAGAAUUCUGAGCGGAAUUUACGCAGCGUGAACAGCGCAGAGUAAAAUACAUUGACGUCAAUGGCAAAACAGUUGUUAAUUAUUUAUAGGCGGAGAAUUCAAGAGGAAUUACUCAAGUAAAUUCCUCUUGAAUUACUCAUUGUGAACGCACCCUAAGAGUAGUUGACUGCUGUAUGACUGGGUGUAUGGAAUUUGAGAACUGGUCAUAAAGAAACAGAUGCCAAUCUGUGUACUGCAGUGUAUGGGGAGGGGGGGGUCAUAGCUGGGGAAGGGCUGGUUGAACAUGUUCCUUAGGCUAUUUUUAUGGAGGGGAAAACACCAAGAAAAAAGCCAAUUCUGCCGCAUGGCGUUUUUUCGGCCAAAAACGCUGCGGCCAAAUGUUAGCUGUAAAUCAAUGAGAAAUCGCUAAAUUCUUUUUACGCUUGCCGUUUUUCAGUUUGGCUUUUUUUUUUUAUCCUUUUGACGUUUUUUUCACUCUUUUUUUUAGCUCCUUGACGGGUUUUCCAAAGUCACAGCAUGUUGAGCCAAUGGCGUUUUUUUCCCUGAAAUCAUGGCAUUUUUCUCCCAUAGAAGUCUAUGGGAGUGAAAAAAAACGCCAAGAAAAACGACAUGUGGGUUUUAACUUUAGCGAUCCAAAAAAGUGAUGAAGAUACCUUUUUUAAUAAAAGUUUGUAGGGUAGCAUUAAAAAAUUAAAAAGAUACAGUAGUCAAUGAAGAAAUUGUAUCUAACGAAAUUUAUCUUUUUAUAACAAAAUUUUUAUAAAUUUUUAAAACAGGGAUCAAUUUAUGUGAACAGGUAGGGCACUAAAAAUGUAGCUGACAAUGAUAAAAAUGUGUUUGUGUGUGUUUUUUUCUUUAUUUUUUACAUUUUUUUAGAUAGUACUACUCCCAGCAUGGAACACACUGUCCCAUGAUGGGAGUAGUAGUACCUGUACUAAUUGACAGAUCACCCUGGUCCGUUGCGAUCCUUCUGGUCCCCUGUACUGACGUAUAUAUACACCUAUUCAUAUUUCCCGCAGAGAUCUGUGAUCGGCCAGAUGGUUCCAGCCAAUCACAGCUCUCUGCAGGAAAUAUGAAUAGGUGUAUAUGUACGUCAGUGCAGGGGACCAUAGAAGAGCGGCCAGCCGCAUCCAAACAUUAUACAGGAGGAUCACAGCGGGUGUCAGGAGUGACACUCGCUGUGAUCUUUCCUUAACUGCAGGUAAUAAAGCUCCCAACAUGAGGCAGAGUGUGCUCCAUGUUGGGAGUAGUAGUACCUGCAGUUAAGGACAGGUCACAGCGGGUAUCACUCAUGACACCCGCUGCGAUCGUCCUAUCUAUUGCAGAGAUGCUGAGCGGCUCUAUACAGCGCUCACAUCUCUGCAUUAUACUUCAGCCAGUGAUGUGAAUAGAACAUCACUCAUUCAUAUUUCCCUCUGAGAGCUGUGAUUGGCUGCAACCAUCCGGCCAAUCACCACUCUGGGUGGAAAAUAUGAAUGAGUGAUGUUCUAUUCACAUCACUGGCCAGAGUAUAAUACAGAGAUGUGAGCGCUGUAUAGAGCCGCUCCGCAUCUCUGCUAUAUUAUGGAUGAUCGCAUUGGGCGAUAUGUCUAUUAGUACAGGUACUACUACUCCCAUCAUGGAACAGUCUGUUCCAUGCUGGGAAUAGUAGUACUACCUAAAAAAUGUUAAAAAAAAAUUGAGAAAAAAAUUAAGUGAAACACACACACUUUAUUAAAAAUGAAUUAAAAUUUCAUUAUAAAAAAAUAUAUAAAUUCCGUGAAAUAAAUUUUUUUCCAUCACUACUGCAUCCUUUUUAUUUAUUUUUAUUUUUUGGUACCCAACAAAUUUAGGGUACCAAAAAAAAAAAACCGCCAAAUGGGUCAAAAAUGCAAUUUCCACUCAAAUGCAAAAAACGCAAGAAAAAAACACCAAACACAGGAAAAUGCUGUGGCGUUUUUUCUGGCGUUUUUUUGGGCCACAAAAAUAACAAGUAGAAACUUAGCCUUAGAUGGUGAAUGUUAAGGUGGGGUGUCAACAAUCUUCAUUGCUUUGGCCUGGGUGUCUAUUACAGGGGAGAUAAUCUUUUUUAAUUAAAAAGCACUGAGACUCUAACUAAAUUUUUGACAUGUCUGCAUGACGUGACACUAACGCCUUCACAAUCAAUCGUCAUAACCAUAUAUACAUUGCACUGCAAUGCAGUGCAAGCUUAGAAGCAGCACAUAAUAUCACUACUCAAAAAAAUAAAGGGAACACAAAGAUAACACAUUCUAGAGCUGAAUGAAUGAACUAAUCGUAUGAAAUACUUUCAUCUUUACAUAGUUGAAUGAGCUGACAACAAAAUCACACAAAUUAUCAAUGAAAAUCAAAUUUAUCAACCCAUGGAGGUCUGGAUAUGGAGUCACACUCAAACGCAAAGUGGAAAACCACACUACAGGCUGAUCCAACUUUGAUGUAAUGUCCUUAAAACAAGUCAAAAUGAGGCUCAGUAGUGUGUGUGGCCUCCACAUGCCCGUAGGACCUCCCUACAAUGCCUGGGCAUGCUCCUGAUGAGGGGGCGGAUGGUCUCCUGAGGGAUGUCCUCCCAGACCUGGACUAAAGCAUCCGCCAACUCCUGGACAGUCUGUGGUGCAACGUGGCAUUGGUGGAUGGAGCGAGACAUGAUGUCCCAGAUGUGCUCAAUCGGAUUCAGGUCUGGGGAACGGGCGGGCCAGUCCAUCAAUGCCUUCCUCUUGCAGGAACUGCUGACACACUCCAGCCACAUGAGGUCUAGCAUUGUCUUGCAUUAGGAGGAACCCAGAGUUAACUGCACCAGCAUAUGGUCUCACAAGGGGUCUGAGGAUCUCAUCUCGGUACCAAAUGGCAACCAGGCUACCUCUGGAAAGCACAUGGAGGGCUGUGCGACCCCCCCAAAGGAAUGCCACCCCACACCAUUACUGACCCACUGCCAAGCCAGUCAUGCUGGAGGAUGUUACAGGCAGCAGAACAUUCUCCACGGUGUCUCCAGACUCUGUCACGUCUGUCACAUGUGUUCAGUGUGAACCUGCUUUCAUCUGUGAAGAGCACAGGGCGCUAGUGGCGAAUUUGCCAAUCUUGGUGUUCUCUGGCAAAUGCCAAAUGUCCUGCGCGGUGUUGGGCUGUAAGCACAACCCCCACCUGUGGAUGUCGGGCCCUCAUACCGACCUCAUGGAGUCUGUUUCUGACCGUUUGAGUGGACACAUGCACAUUUGUAGCCUUCUGGAGGUCAUUUUGCAGGGCUCUGGUAGUGCUACUCCUUGCACAAAGGCGGAGGUAGCGGUUCUGCUGCUAGGUUAUUGCCCUCCUACGGCCUCCUCCACGUCUCCUGAUGUACUGGCCUGUCUCCUGGUAGCGCUUCCAUGCUCUGGACACUACGCUGACAGACACAGCAAACCUUCUUGCCACAGCUCGCAUUGAUGUGCCAUCCUGGAUGAGCUGCACUACCUGAGCCACUUGUGUGGGUUGUGGACUCCGUCUCAUGCUACCACUAGAGUGAAAGCAUCGCCAGCAUUCAAACGUGACCAAAACAUCAGCCAGGAAGCAUAGGAACUGAGAAGUGGCCUGUGGUCACCACCUGCAGAACUACUACUUUAUUGGGGGUGUCUUGCUAAUUGCCUAUAAUUUCUACCUGUAGUCUGUUCCAUUUACACAACUCCAUGUGAAAUUGAUUGUCAAUCAGUGUUGCUUCCUGAGUGGACAGUGUGAUUUCACAGAAGUGUGAUUGACUUGGAGUUACAUUGUGUUGUGUAAGUGUUCACUUUAUUUUUUGAGCAGUGUAUUAUGAGAAAUGUUUGAUGGUAGCCAUUUGGUUAACCUGCCAGUAGUCACAAUAGUCAGUACAUUCAAGGCGUUGGCAGGAGGGUACCCUGGAAUAUACUCCAUCAAGUCCUUAUCUCUGAUGAGCUUGUGCAUGGUCUUGGGGUUCCAAAAGUCAUGCUUGAGUCCCUUCAGUUUGUACUUUCUCACAGUCCAACAAAUACAUCACCAUCGAUCCAGGAAGGUUGCCAUUUGUCAAAUGCAAAAGUGGCCCACUGCAAAGUGUGAAAGUCACCCUUGUGUCGCUCCCUGUACAUAGCAAACCACUUUACUCUGUAUUUUGGAGCCUCAGAUGAAGUGAAACAUAGUCCUGGUAUAAAACCAGGCUUCCUUCCAAAAAGAUGAGACACUUUCUCUCUCUCACAGCUGUUUCAGGGUCCUUGCCUUACUCCAAAAGAGCUGUCUACACAUCCUUGGAUGUCUCAUCUGUCUGGACAAUGGUCCGUCUAGUCUGAGUUUUUCUAAUUGCCGCAUUGGCCGCUUAUAAGUCUACAUGCACCACAUGGUCUCUUCAAUGGUAAUCCAUAACCCCCCUGAACCCCAGGAGAAGAAAAGACUAGUUUUGUCUCUGCAUCUAUAUAAAUCCUGAGUGAACAUUUUUUGCAGAGUAUUGUGUUUUGUGAGAGGACAAAUGUGAGUAAG